GGGGCGCUGGCGGCCUGGGACGGAGGACUAUGAAGCUUCCCAACAUCCUGCUCACCGGUACACCAGGGGUUGGAAAAACCACACUAGGCAAAGAACUUGCAUCAAGAUCAGGACUGAAGUACGUUAAUGUGGGCGAUUUAGCUCGAGAAGUCUGAUCACCGGAUAUCAUGGAGUCUGGCAAGAUGGCUUCUCCCAAGAGCAUGCCGAAAGAUGCACAGAUGAUGGCACAAAUCCUGAAGGAUAUGGGGAUUACAGAAUAUGAGCCGAGAGUUAUAAAUCAGAUGUUGGAGUUUGCCUUCCGAUAUGUGACCACAAUUCUAGAUGAUGCUAAAAUUUAUUCAAGCCAUGCUAAGAAAGCUACUGUUGAUGCAGAUGAUGUGCGAUUGGCAAUCCAGUGCCGUGCCGAUCAGUCUUUCACUUCUCCUCCCCCACGAGAUUUUUUAUUAGAUAUUGCAAGACAAAGAAAUCAAACCCCUUUGCCAUUGAUCAAGCCAUACUCAGGUCCUAGAUUGCCACCUGAUAGGUACUGUUUAACUGCUCCAAACUAUAGGCUUAAGUCUUUGCAGAAAAAGGCAUCUACUGCUGCCGGAAGAAUAACAGUUCCCCGGUUAAGUGUUGGUUCAGUUUCUAGCAGACCAAGUACUCCCACACUAGGCACACCAACUCCACAAACCAUGUCUGUCUCGACUAAAGUAGGCACUCCAGUGUCCCUCACAGGACAGAGGUUUACAGUACAGAUGCCUGCUUCUCAGUCCCCUGUUGUGAAAGCUUCAAUUCCCGCAGCAUCAGCAGUUCAGAAUGUUCUGAUUAAUCCAUCACUAAUGGGGUCGAAAAAUAUUCUCAUUACUACUAAUAUGGUAUCCCAAAAUACAGCCAAUGAGUCAGCAAAUGCGCUGAAAAGAAAACGUGAAGAAGAUGAUGAUGACGAUGAUGAUGAUGAUGAUGACUAUGACAAUUUGUAAUCCAGCCUGGAUGCAUGUAACAUGUAUACUUGGUCUUGAAUCCAUUGUACUGAAAUUAAACAAGCAUGUUAGAUGGUUUAAAGCUGUAUUUUAGAAAAUGGUAUUUAAGAAGUAUACAUACUAUGCUUUUCAGUUGAAAUGUUCAGUUUUAGUAGAACUAGUAAUGGUUUUUCAUCAACCUUUAUGCAUAAAAAUAAAAUUGUCAUUUAUCAA
Phodopus roborovskii (desert hamster) is the source of this 1175-nucleotide messenger RNA. RefSeq names its product transcription initiation factor TFIID subunit 9. Gene Ontology annotation, cellular component: cytoplasm; transcription factor TFIID complex; nucleus. Gene Ontology annotation, molecular function: ATP hydrolysis activity; AMP kinase activity; transcription coactivator activity. The record is from RefSeq and is a predicted model, not a curated record. Lineage: Eukaryota; Metazoa; Chordata; Mammalia; Rodentia; Cricetidae. The transcript is spliced from 3 exons. The coding region runs from base 168 to 962 and encodes 264 amino acids. Gene Ontology annotation, biological process: DNA-templated transcription initiation; RNA polymerase II preinitiation complex assembly.